This is a messenger RNA of Beauveria bassiana ARSEF 2860, 1125 nucleotides long. Its product is annotated as lipase-like protein. The transcript has 3 exons. The coding region runs from base 1 to 1125 and encodes 374 amino acids. Gene Ontology annotation, biological process: lipid metabolic process. Lineage: Eukaryota; Fungi; Ascomycota; Sordariomycetes; Hypocreales; Cordycipitaceae. The record is from RefSeq and is a predicted model, not a curated record.
AUGCAACCAACAGCUUUCUUUCUUCUCACCGGAGCUACUUCUGCCCUGGCAUCUCCAGCAGUGUCUGUCCGCCAAGCAACCCCUGACAAGGCUUCCCCCGCCGAGUUUGAGCUAUUCUCACAGUACGCCCAGGCGGCGUACUGCACAGGGCUUUACGAUACGACCAUCAACACGGCCGUCUGCGCGGACAACAGAGGGUCCAUCUGCGACGGAUUCAAAGGAACAGUCACGGUAAAGGAGUUUACCAAUCUUGAAUUUGGCACCAUUGCGGGCUAUGUCGCCACAAACCCCAGCAAGAAGCAAAUUGUCGUAGCCUUUAAAGGCACGAACCCCCUGUCCUAUGUGGACGUUACGUCAGACUUGAUCAAGAAUCUGGUCGCGGCCAACAAUUUAUUCCCCAAAUGCGGCGGCUGCAGCAUCCACAACGGCUUCAUGAGGGCCUUUUCCAGCGUCAGAGCCGAGCUGGAGCAGACCCUCAAGGCCGAGCUCGCCAAGCCCGGCCAAGAGUCCUUCCGCGUCGUCAUCACCGGCCACUCUCUGGGCGGCGCCGUCGCGACCGUUGCCGCGCCCUACCUGCGCACGCAAGGCAUCGCCUGUGACCUCUACACGUACGGCUCGCCGCGCGUCGGCAACCAAGAAUUCGCCAACCUCAUCACCAACGACAGCAACUUCUCGGCGCGCAUCACAAACGGAAACGACUUUGUCGCGUCUGUGCCUUUUGGCUCCCUCUUCCAGCUCGGCUUCUACGCCCACACGUACCCCGAGUACUGGUACAAGGACGGCCUUUUGGGAACCGCAAAGGGCUACGAGACAACCGCGACCAAGUGCACCAGCAGGAAGCAGUGCGCCGGCCCGACGUGCGGCAGAGCCCGCAACGUCUUGGAGUUUCCCGUGGCCAGGUUCACGUGCUCCAUCGGCGACCACAUGAACUACGUGGACCCCGCGCUGCUGCUGUGCAAGGACGGACGCAAGGGCAAGUCCAGCGAGCCGUCCAUUACUGCCGAGGAGUUUCAGCAGUUCUUGGAGGCGCAGGAGAAGGAGGAGGAGGAGAAGAAGGAAGGGGAGGAGGAGAAGAAGGAAGGGGAGGAGGAGAAGAAGGAAGGGGAGGAGAAGCAGGAGCAGUAG